AUGGGUCUCGCGGUUUCAAACUGUUCCGAUAAAUGUCUCAAAGAAAUUCCAUCUCCUCGUCAACGUUUGACUUCUCUCUCAUCACGAACUGGAAGUAUGGGAAAGAAUUUAAUUCGAAAUACAUCCGAAGGGUCAUGUGGUGCUUCUCCAACCACUACAACCACACAUCAAACAUUCAUGGACAAUCAAAUUGAGGCCUUUAUUUCGCAAAAAUUACUUACCUUUUUAAAAUCGAAUCCUUAUUAUAAGGAUCGAACAAUUCCUGAAGAGCAAGAAUUAUGGAGAACCAUUUUGAAGCAAUCCCUGAUAUGGACAGUUUUGAGUACGCCUUCGAAAUUGAAACAAAAGUACUUGGAAGGUCAUGAGAGAGCCUUUUUGGCAUUGAAACCUAUACUUGAUGACUUGGAAGAAGAAUUUAAACCAGUGUUGAAACGAUUUGGUAGUUUUGAUGCUACCAAUGAUAGCAGUGAUGAUUUUAAUGGAGUUUCAAAAUCUUCAGACAUGUGGCAACUGAUUGAUGUGCCAGAAUUUGACCUGGCUGAUGUGACACAAAUGAUCAAUUUGAGUAAGAAUUUUAGUGGAGUGAGAUUACUGUUAUUACCUACGUAUCCAACCAUUCCUCAGAAUACAAAAGUGAACACUCACUUGCACGACGAGCCAUUAGCACGGACCAUGCGACAUUUAUUGUCACCUCUUGGAGUGGAUUUAACAUUUGACAUACGAGAAGACAUUUAUAUGAAACCAGUGGUUGCAAUAGGUUCCAUCUUAUUCGAAUGGGAUUCAAGCGUUGGCUUAUGUGUGCCUAGAUAUUGUUUACAGCUCUCCAGAAUGCUGGCCACCGAAAAUUGCAUUUAUUACAACAAUCAUAUUAAUACGGAGGAAGUGUUGGAUGUGGUGUGUAAUGUCGUAUGUGAGUGGAAUUCGACAAAACCAUCCCUAUUCACUUGUGCUCAUCAUUUACAACAACGAGCACAAAGCAUUAGUGGACGAAAACAGUCCAUUCCGUCAUCAGCAGCUGGUGAAAUUUUUGAGAAUAAGGAUCGAACGCAGGAUUGUUCUGCCAUUUAUUUUACAUAUGAUUUAUUGAAUGCUAUUGUAAAGCAUUGUUCAAAGAAGAAUGGUGCUGAAAUGUUACCUGGAGCAAUGACAACAACAUCCAACCACACCAGUACAAUCAAUUGUGAAGAUGAAAUUGCACAACUAUUUUUCCCAGAAACUGAAUCAUGUAGUUCCAUAUUGGUGAAGGAAUUAUUGCAUGAAACUUCAACAUUACCACCAAGCAAGUUGUACGAUGGAGGAGACUCAAUUUCAUUGAAAUUUCCAGUUUCAGAACUAUUUCGUGAACAUUUUGAAUUGUCAAUUCUUGGAAAGACAAUGGAAUUUUCGAAUCAUCAAGAACUAGACGAGUUUGUCCGGCAUUUACUCUGCAAAGAUCCAAAACUGAAAGAAAAGUUUCCAUUCGAAUAUGCCAUACUGAGAUGUAUUGAUCGAUGUUUCUGGGUUGGUCAUUUGCAUGACAAUGAUGAUGAAACUUUCUCCCCAAUCUCUGAUCAAUCCCAUCAACAAGGAACAACAUGUCCUUUCGGAGAUCCAACCACAGCCGCUGGAUUAACGUUUAUGAAAGAUCAUUAUUAA
Molecule: messenger RNA, 1635 nt
Organism: Naegleria fowleri
Lineage: Eukaryota; Heterolobosea; Eutetramitea; Acrasida; Naegleriidae
Exons: 1
Coding region: 1-1635 (544 amino acids)
Source: RefSeq, a predicted model, not a curated record